Molecule: messenger RNA, 3056 nt
Organism: Piliocolobus tephrosceles (Ugandan red Colobus)
Lineage: Eukaryota; Metazoa; Chordata; Mammalia; Primates; Cercopithecidae
Gene: SNF8
Product: SNF8 subunit of ESCRT-II
Exons: 7
Coding region: 103-804 (233 amino acids)
Biological process (GO): protein transport to vacuole involved in ubiquitin-dependent protein catabolic process via the multivesicular body sorting pathway
Cellular component (GO): ESCRT II complex
Source: RefSeq, a predicted model, not a curated record
GACGCGCGGCUCGGGCUUCCGCCUUGGGGAGCGGGUGGCGGAGCCCCGGACGCGGAGACCUGGGGUCGCUGCAGCUGGGCGGCCCGCGGGCCCAGGGUGGGAAUGCACCGCCGUGGGGUGGGAGCUGGCGCCAUCGCCAAGAAGAAACUUGCAGAGGCCAAGUAUAAGGAGCGAGGGACGGUCUUGGCUGAGGAUCAACUAGCCCAGAUGUCAAAGCAGUUGGACAUGUUCAAGACCAACCUGGAGGAAUUUGCCAGCAAGCACAAGCAGGAGAUCCGGAAGAAUCCUGAGUUCCGUGUGCAGUUCCAGGACAUGUGUGCAACCAUUGGCGUGGAUCCGCUGGCCUCUGGAAAAGGAUUUUGGUCUGAGAUGCUGGGCGUGGGGGACUUCUAUUACGAACUAGGUGUCCAAAUUAUCGAAGUGUGCCUGGCGCUGAAGCAUCGGAAUGGAGGUCUGAUAACUUUGGAGGAACUACAUCAACAGGUGUUGAAGGGAAGGGGCAAGUUCGCCCAGGAUGUCAGUCAAGACGACCUGAUUAGAGCCAUCAAGAAACUAAAGGCACUUGGCACUGGCUUCGGCAUCAUUCCUGUGGGCGGCACUUACCUCAUUCAGUCUGUUCCAGCUGAGCUCAAUAUGGAUCACACCGUGGUGCUACAGCUGGCAGAGGAACACCUGCUGAAGGAAGGGUUGGCGUGGCUGGACUUACAGGCCCCAGGGGAGGCCCACUACUGGCUGCCAGCUCUCUUCACUGACCUCUACUCCCAGGAGAUUACAGCUGAAGAGGCCAGAGAAGCCCUCCCCUGACUGCGUGUGGAACGGCACACAGCAGCAGGCAGGGAGGAGGAGGAGGGCAAAUAAACCUGGGUAGUUUUGUUUAUAAAAAAAAAAAAAAUAGAAAAAAGUUCCAAGCUUUUCUUUCUUCCCCCAUUCUUUUAUUUUUGAAAAGUGCCUUCACAUUGCAUCUUUAUUGGAGAAAACCUUGCUCAUUCAGUAAGGAUAAUCUGAUUAACACAGAAAACGGCAAGCACAUAUAAAAUGAUUUGUGCAUGUCAUCAAGUUCAUGGAAGAGCUGGGCCUGGAAUGCAGGUUGUUUCCUGGCCUGUUUAGUCUUUGUAGCUGUGAGACAUAGAUUACAGCCUAUGCUAAUUCAAACGUUUUUAAUAAAAUGUUCCUUAUCUCAAACUAGCUGGUCCUAAUGGACCAGUAAAUACUAUUCACUCUUUCAGCCUCUUCUGGCUUCCUCUGUAGAGGCUCUAGAUUAUGACAAAGUUAGCUGUGAGUGUGAAAGAAAUAGAAGUCAAUGUCCAAUCGUGGCUAAAUUGAAGGAAAGAAAACAAUGGACUCUGAGGGGAAUCAAAACAAUAGUUAGGGAAUGUUCUAUUUUCUCAAAUUCCCUACUAGCUUUCUCACCCUCCUGUACUAGAUUGCCAGGUCCCUCUAGCCUCAGUAGUGGGAAAGGGAGUCACUUACUGAACACCUACCCUGUCCCAUUUUACAUACAGCUCACUUAAAUUUCACCAAGUAGGCAGCCUUCAGCAUCACAGGUGAUUGAAUCAAAGUAAUUUGCCAGGGGCUGCCAGCUUCAGCUGAGCCAAAGCUGGAGCCUAGGCCCAUUAACCCGAGCCCAUGCCUUCAUGUAUCACUGCACAGUACAGAAUGGCAGCACAUACUGUGUGUAGACAUUUUUCUACACACAUGGUCAGCCAAGAGUAAAAGCUUCUGCAUCAGAAAGCAAGAAUCUCCUACAGCAAGUAGAAGUGAUGAGGGAAGAGGCCAGAGUUAAGGCUCCCAAAGUCGUUACGGUCUUAAGGCUAAGAUCCUUAAAAAGUGCUACCGUACUGGAAAUCUGAACUCAAUGGUUUUUCCAUACUGAGACCCUCACCUUAGCAGGAUAUAGCCUGGGCCCAUCUCUACCUCUGCCUGUCCUUAUAGUACAUGCUCACUCCAAGUUCUGGAAUAGGUCUUUGGAAGCCGCUGAAACUAAGAUGUCACUGACUGCCAAAGCCUUAAAUAAAUGAACCCCAUUUCCAAUGAGAAAACUUGUCCUGCUCUCCCCACCCGGCCCCACCCUUCCACCAUGUUUUGCAAGUCUUUGGCUUCCAGACAAUUCACAGCACUUUCCUUCUCCCUAACAGUUACAGGCCUAGGUGAGGUGUAGUUACCAAGAUGAUCCCAUGCCUCCUUUACACAAGCCCUCCCAUGCCCACAGGCACUUCCUCCUUCUGCCAAAACAAACUUUUAUUGCACCAAAAAGGAAAAAAAAAAAAAGAAAACUUCAUUUAUGUACAGUCAGAUAUAAAGACAUCUCUUUGACUCCUGUGCAUAUAUUUCCUCAACUCAAGAUUAGGGCAUAAAAGUCAGGCUGCUAUGCCAGACAUGCUCUGCCCUAUGGCAGGGCCAAGGAGAGGAUUGUCACUUGAAAGUGGGAACACUUAAAUGGAUGACAGACAACACUGGACCCACAGACCAAGGGCAUUUUUCUAAGCCCUGGAGUAGCUCGAGGAAUGGAAGAGGGAAAUUGGAAGCAGGGUCCCUUUUCAAUCUUCAUGUGAAGAGACCCAGCCUCUUCAUGGGUAUCCAAGAUAAACUUCCGUUCCCCAAGCCCACCAAUCCCUGUCCAGUUCCUUUGCUUCCUGCCCUCCCAAGUAGGACAUUCUCCUUUGUGCCCAGCCCCCCUGUGCACAGAUCCUCCAAGGGGAGUCCCAUGAUCCACAAGCCAGAGACCUUCAUAGCAGCGGGCAGGGCAGGUACACACUAUCCUCUCCCUUAUGCAUGGUUAGACACUGACUGAGGCCCUGCAUCACAAGAAUUGCCAAUACCCACUGGGAGCCAUAACAAUAAAUCUGGAAGUAUGGGGAGAACGUAUCAAAAAGGGGAAGGAUGGAUUCCCUUGAUGCCCAGGAUUACAGGGCAUCUAAAGCACAUUUUUUUUCUGAGCCAACCAGCUAAAGGAUCACUGCAGCUAAAUACAGAGAAGCAACACAGCCAGGCAAACACCCAUCAGAGUCAGUGACGAGCAGCUGGGGGCAGAGGGGAGGCGGAAGAAGGAGAAAGAA